Molecule: messenger RNA, 717 nt
Organism: Seminavis robusta
Lineage: Eukaryota; Bacillariophyta; Bacillariophyceae; Naviculales; Naviculaceae
Source: the annotation of a GenBank genome assembly
AUGACGGCGGCUGCGUGUCAUUGGCAACGAAUGGAUCUUGCCACAAAGAAGCACAUGAAGGAGACAAAGAGUGUGUUCUUCAAUCUCAAGGAGCUACAACAUUAUCAUGGAGAACUGGCUCAGCAGCUCCAAGAUGAAACUACAUUGGUCUUCCAAGUCCCAAAAACAAAGCAGGAAGCCAUGAGAGUGAUUGCGACGACGCCUUCCAUGCAGUUUGCCUUUUUGGCCCUGACAGUGACCCUUUGCGUGCGCUUGGCAUUGGCACCAUUUGGAUUUGAAGAUGUGGUGACUAUGAUAGGGACCAAGAUGUUCUGGGAAAUUCAGGAAUGGGUUAUCCAUGCUGGUCUAUUCCAUGGCAGUGACCAAGACAAAGCCAUUCGGCCUUUUCAGAUUCAUGAUAGGCACCACGCCCUUCCCUACUUUCAUGUCAUCAUGGAACCUUUGCCCAUGGUAGCUGGUUGGUAUUCACUUGCUGCUGCUAUUGCUUUGACUGCAGUGUCCAUGGGGGCUCCUGCCGCCUUGGUCACGACAUGGCUUGCAUCUUACACUGCCAGUGGCAUGGGCCACUUGACAAUUCACUUUUUGACACACACCAAGCUGCCUUUGAAGGGUUGGCUACAAGAUGCUCGAACCCAUCACAUCCAGCAUCAUCUAGAUCCAACAACCAACUUUAACAUCGCUGCCGGCAGUUUUGACCGUUUCAUGAAGACAGACUGA